GACUAAAUAAUGCGUACUAGAUAGAGGCAGAUUACCAUGGCGCUCAGCGGCGUGGGUAUAGUGUUUGGAAACAUUCAGGAAGAGGCCCCGCAGAGCUUGACUGAGACCGCGACGGCUUUAGGUGCUAGCAUAUGUCACGCAGAGCUUGCGUCUCAAGCACAGUUCCUUGUAGCCAGCAACGUGCUCAAGACAGCGGAUGGCCGGGACCCCUACCUGACGGCGCUGAACCUGAACCCGGCGCUCGUGCCAGUCUCCACGACCUGGCUGACAGAAUGCGUCAAGCAAGGCGGCCUGGUGCCGCACGCCCCUUAUGUGUUGGCCCCGCUGAGUGGCAUUCGCGUCAGCAUCACAAACUUCGGCGCGAAGGAGCGCGAUGGCGUGGCCAAGCAGCUCCGGAGCGGUGGAGCGGACUACACGGCGGAGCUGUACAAGACCAUGACCCACUUGGUCAGCAACAAAGUGGGCGGCAACAAGUACACGCACGCCAAGGAUUGGGGGCUAGCCGUGGUGCACAUGGACUGGGUGCUGGCGUGCCUCAAGGCGGGCCGCCGCCUGGAUGAGCGGCCAUACAGCCUGGACACAUACGACCCAAGUCGGGGACCAGUGACCGUGGCCGCAGACAUCACCAGCUGCGGCGCGGACGCAGGGCGGCCGGGCAGUAGGGCCAACUCAACAAAUCGCUGCGCUGCAUCCGUGGACGCGGCGACGGGUGCCGUGAGCGCCGGCCAGCUGGGCGCCUGCAUCAAGGGGGUCGUGGGGCCAGGAGGCGGCAACGUCGGCUUGGCGCGUGGCGGUAGCGCGGCGCUAGGGGUAGGCGGCCCAGGGCGGCCGCCGCCGGGACCCAGCUACUAUGGUGGCGAGGCGACAUGGGACCAGCCGCAGUACCUGGCGGCGCAGCCGCAGCCGCAGCAGGUGCAACCUCGAGCCCUGGCGUUGCCGGCGGAACCGCCGGACGACUGCUACUUCCUGCACUGGGUGCGGAUGUACGUGGUGGGCGCCUCGCCCAUCGAGCAGCCGCAGGUGCUGACAGCCAUACGGGAGAGCGGCGCCACGCGGGAGCCCUUGCUGCUGGGCUCAGGCGGCGGCGGUGCCGGGGGCGCACCGCCGGGGCACGGUGUGGUGACCCACAUCGUGUUCGGCAGCCUGCUGAGCGUCAACGAGAUGUCGGAGGUGCGCCAGUACCUCGGCGAGUUCCGGGAACAGGUGCGGCUGUGCAAGCUGGACUGGCUCUUCGAGUGCGUCAAUCGGCGCACAUAUGUGGAGCCCGAGGGCCGCAACGCCGUCACAGAAAAGCAGCUGCAGACGUGGAUCUCAGGCGGGUCGGCGCCAACGGCGGUUACAGCGGCAGGGCCGGGCGGAGCAGGGCGAGGCGCCCGCAGCCGCGAGCCGUCGCCUGCGGCAGGGCCUGGCAUGGCGGGUGCGGCCUCGGGUGUGCCGGCCCUCGACGACUACGUGCCGCUCGAUGGCGAUGGCAACACGCGCACCAUGGACAGCUUUGCUGUGCGGGCGGGCGGUGGCGGCGGCCAGGCGGGCGUAUUCAGCGGUUUGUGGUUCACGUUGGCGGCGGUGGCGGGGACGGAGGAGGAGGCACCUGCGACUAAGCUGAUUAGGCAAGGCGGCGGCAUGGUCAUUUCAGCGUCCACAGACAAGACCGUUCGCGACCCACAGAAGCGCUUCGCCGUCUGCCCGUUUAGCCUGCCCCAGUCGUUGGUGGACCGACUGAGCGCACGAGGGCGAGACCGCGGCCACACCGAGUUCGAGCGUGUGACGCCGGAGCAGCGCGUGACGUUGGCCUGGUUGAAGGCCUGCCUGGGCCGGGGCGAGCUGCUGCCCGUCAACCGCCUCACGCCGCUCUUCCGGCCGCUGCCACACGUGCUGCCGCUACCUGGCUUCCAGGGCCUCACCGUGGCGGUCAGCCAGUUCCAUGUGGAGCAGCGCGACGUGCUCAAGACGCUCAUCGAGCGACUGGGUGGCACCUUCACGGACAAGCUGAACAGGCGCUGUCACUACCUGGUCAUCCAGGCAGCCAAGGGCGACAAGUUCGUAGCAGCCGUCAAGUGGGGCAUUCCCUGCGUCAACGCCACCUGGGUGCUGGAGAGCGCCUACCAGGGUCGGGCUUUGGCCGAGGUCAUGGCGUUCCUGCCGUCAGACAUCACGCCGCAGGAAAUGGAGCAGAAGAAGAGGGAGGCGGCCGCGCGCUCCGUUGGCGGCGGUGGCGGCACCUCCUCGCAACUGGGCCUCGCGUCACAGCAUAUGGGCGGCCUCGGGCCGACCCAGCGCCCCGAGGGCGGGCAGGGCAACACUGGUCCGGCUGUGCCUGGCGCCCCCAAGUCCAUGCUCGCAUCCAUCCUGGCGGACCUCGGCGAGACCACGCCGCCGCCGCAGCUGCCGCAACGCAGCACAGCAGGUGCCGCAGGUGCGGGCGCCACCAGUCAUGAAGCCGGGCAGCUGAAGCCGCUGCCCGUGCACAAGAUGGACAAGGCACCCCUUCCCCCGGUCGCAGUGCCUGUCUCAGCAGCAGCGGCAGUAGCAGAAGCAGGUGGUGCGGCUGCCGGGCAACCUGGGCAGCUGCACCAGCCACAGGAGCAGGGGCAGCCGGCGGAGGCAGAGGAUGACUCGCCGCCGGACCACGCUGGCGCAGCUGCCUCGCUGAUGAACUUCCUGCACAGCAACGCCGUCGCGGCGCCUGAGAUGGCCUGCUCGCAGCUGGAGAUGCCCAUGCUGCUGCCGGUGUUGGGCCUCCCAAGCGGGAUGGGCGGGGGCGGCCCGACCGGCAGCGAGGGCUCCAUGGGCGGUGGGGCGGCGUCUUCAGAGCCGUCGCGGCAGCUGGGUACGAUGAAGCCGCCAGACGAUUCCAUUACUGGAGCCGUGACGGGUGUGGGGCGGCGCUCGCGCAAGCGAAAUAUGACUGCGGCGGAAACUACAGGCGUGCCCAGCACCAAGGCCGUCGCGCUGCCUGGGCGCCGAGGGCGUAACGACGAGGAGGAAGAAGAAGGCUUCGGUGUCGCGAUGUCGCAGCAGGUGGGUUACGAGGCGGCCAGCCUCACCUCCGCGCCCCCGCGCGCCACCCGCAGCUCCGCGCGCCUGGGCCGUGGUGGGCAGGGCGCGGACGCCAAGGAGAACUUAAUCAAGGCCGUGCAGGGUAACCUGAAGUGACGACACCAGCAAUGACCAAAGGGACAUGCUUUGCACUAGCACUGAUGCCGCAGCGGACCUGUGGGGUACUGGUAUUCAUUGGGUGGCUGCGAAAGCAAACCGUUUGGGGCUGGGCGGUGGUAGCCAGACGCAUAGGAGCAACGGUGAGCUUGUUGAUAAGUAGGUGCGCGUCCAAAAGUGCAUGCAUUACACGACAAGGCAGGCGUCGUACGUGCGAGGCUUCUUGACGAUAGACAGACGAAGCAGGAUUGUGCGGCACUGCAGGGUGUGGUGCUCCUAUGGCCAGUGAUGCUGCAGUAUGAAUGGUUCUGUACUGCAGUCAGGUGUGGAUGAGCAGCCAGCCAUGUGGUAAGUGCGGCAGGAGUAGCAGGAGCGGCGAGCCUGCAUUGUCAAAUGGGCAGCUUGUUCUGCAGUUUGCGGCUGUGAGGAGGUAGGAGGAGGGUUGACUGUAAGCAGGGCUGCUGUAAGCGAGUAAGUGA
This is a messenger RNA of Chlamydomonas reinhardtii, 3635 nucleotides long. RefSeq lists its product as uncharacterized. The record is from RefSeq and is a predicted model, not a curated record. Gene Ontology annotation, biological process: mitotic G2 DNA damage checkpoint signaling; DNA replication initiation; mitotic DNA replication checkpoint signaling. The transcript is spliced from 15 exons. Lineage: Eukaryota; Viridiplantae; Chlorophyta; Chlorophyceae; Chlamydomonadales; Chlamydomonadaceae. The coding region runs from base 37 to 3156 and encodes 1039 amino acids.